This is a messenger RNA of Eublepharis macularius, 5820 nucleotides long. It is a transcript of the gene PALS1, whose product is annotated as protein associated with LIN7 1, MAGUK p55 family member. The transcript is spliced from 15 exons. Gene Ontology annotation, molecular function: protein binding. Gene Ontology annotation, cellular component: plasma membrane; adherens junction. The coding region runs from base 402 to 2465 and encodes 687 amino acids. The record is from RefSeq and is a predicted model, not a curated record. NCBI's taxonomy places the organism in Eukaryota, Metazoa, Chordata, Lepidosauria, Squamata, Eublepharidae. Gene Ontology annotation, biological process: generation of neurons; establishment or maintenance of epithelial cell apical/basal polarity; establishment or maintenance of polarity of embryonic epithelium.
UUGUUAAAGUUUACCUUGUGAAGUUCCUCAGCAGACUGAGCACCUGCAGAAAAUGCAAACUUUGUUGCUUCACCACCUGUUGCUGCCAUCUUGUGUAAGGAAACCUACCAAGACUCAGCAGGAGGCAGAAAGGACAGUCUUAACGAACAACUUUUGACAAACUGGAAAUGAGGGAAGAAGGGGAGUGAUCACGCGUGUGGCAGCGUUUUUUCCUGAUCAGUAAUAGGCACAGCGUUUUGAUCUCAAACACAAGCUACGUUUCAAGUGGCACAGCAUCCAUUGAAUUAUCUCACUGGAUAUUUAUUUUCAUCUUGGUUUGGUAAAUGCAUAAGAAGAAUUGCUUGAAAUUAUAAUGGAUUUUGAGUGGUACCAUCAAGAAAAUAGGCCUUAUAAUAAAUUUUAUGUCUGACAAGUUGUACAACUUUUUACAUAAAACAAUGACCACCACUCAUAUGAAUGGACACGUAACAGAAGAUUCAGACAGUGAAACAAAAAAUGUGGAUCUUGCACCUUUUGAAGAGCCUCAGAAGCAUAGAGAAAUGGCUGUUGAUUGCCCUGGUGAUCUGGGCACCAGGAUGAUGCCGCUACGGCGAAGUGCUCAGCUUGAGCGAAUUCGACAACAGCAGGAGGACCUGAGGCGAAGGCGGGAAGAAGAAGGAAAGAAACAGGAACUGGACCUAAAUUCUUCUAUACGGCUAAAGAAACUAGCUCAGAUUCCUCCCAAAACUGGAAUAGACAACCCUAUGUUUGACACAGGAGAAGGAGUUAUUCUGGAGAGCCCACACUGUGCUGUGAAAGUCUUAGAAGUUGAUGAGCUGCUGUCUUCUCUUAAACAUGUCCAGCACACUCUGGUAGAUCCCCAAAGCCAAGAGGAAAUUGCUCUAAUAUUGCAGCUAGUCCAAAACACUGAUUUUCAAAAUGCGUUUAAGAUACACAAUGCCGUUACAGUUCAUAUGAACAAAGCCAGUCCUCCAUACCCUGUAAUCUCCAAUGCACAAGAGCUUGCACAAGAGGUACAGUCUGUGUUGAAACCAAGCCAUCAGAAAGAUGGGCUAGAACUUAAUUCUUUAUUGAAUGCACCUCAUAUUCAGGCACUGCUGUUGGCUCAUGAUAAAGUUGCUGAGCAGGAAAUGCAACCUGAGCCAGUAACAGAUGAAAAGGUUUAUGAGAAUGUUGGUCUCUAUGGAGGAGAGACAGUUAAAAUAGUUCGCAUUGAGAAGGCAAGAGAUAUUCCAUUGGGUGCUACGGUACGCAAUGAAAUGGAUUCGGUCAUCAUCAGUCGAAUAGUGAAGGGAGGUGCUGCAGAAAAGAGUGGACUGUUGCAUGAAGGCGAUGAAGUUCUGGAAAUUAAUGGAAUUGAAAUUCGUGGAAAAGAUGUCAAUGAAGUUUUUGACUUGCUGGCAGACAUGCAUGGCACUCUGACCUUUGUGCUGAUUCCCAGUCAGCAGAGCAAACCACCACCUACUAAGGAGACUGUGAUCCACGUGAAAGCUCAUUUUGACUAUGAUCCAUCUGAUGACCCCUAUGUCCCUUGCAGAGAAUUAGGCCUAUCCUUUCAAAAGGGAGAUAUACUCCAUGUAAUUAGCCAGGAAGAUCCAAACUGGUGGCAGGCUUAUCGAGAUGGAGAUGAGGAAAAUCAGCCUUUGGCAGGCCUCAUUCCAGGAAAAAGCUUUCAGCAGCAGAGGGAAGCCAUGAAACAAACUAUAGAGGAAGAUAAAGAACCAGAAAAAUCAGGGAAACUUUGGUGUGCAAAGAAAAACAAAAAGAAACGGAAAAAAGUUUUGUAUAAUGCCAAUAAAAAUGAUGAUUAUGACAAUGAGGAGAUUUUGACUUACGAGGAAAUGUCACUUUAUCACCAACCAGCAAAUAGGAAACGACCGAUCGUCUUGAUCGGACCACAGAACUGCGGCCAGAAUGAACUGCGGCAGAGGCUAAUGAAUAAUGAAGUUGAUCGGUUUGCUUCUGCAGUUCCUCAUACAACACGGAAUAGGAGAGACACUGAAGUAGCUGGCCGAGAUUACCAUUUUGUGUCACGACAAGUAUUUGAGGCUGACAUAGCAGCUGGGAAGUUUAUUGAGCAUGGUGAAUUUGAGAAGAAUCUGUAUGGCACUAGCAUAGACUCUGUCCGGCAAGUGAUCAAUUCUGGAAAGAUAUGUCUCUUAAAUCUUCAUACACAGUCAUUGAAGAGCUUACGUAAUUCAGACUUGAAGCCAUAUAUUAUCUUCAUUGCACCACCUUCUCAAGAGCGGCUUCGUGCGUUACUAGCCAAAGAGGGCAAAAAUCCAAAGCCUGAAGAACUACGAGAAAUCAUAGAGAAAACAAGAGAGAUGGAACAAAAUAAUGGCCAUUACUUUGAUACUGCAAUUGUUAACUCUGAUAUUGAUAAAGCAUAUCAAGAACUACUUCGUUUAAUUAACAAACUUGAUACAGAACCUCAGUGGGUCCCAUCCUCCUGGCUACGGUAAAAGAACAGUUGCAAGGCAAAGGAGGACUUGGCCAAUAGAAGACUGACUCAUCUGUGAUGUUAGAUAAUAGGUUAAGCUCUAGCCCUCUGGGUACAUGAUAAUCAGUGCAAAAAAAUAUGCAAACAGAACCGUUCUGGUGUGAUUAGGAUAUAGGAGCUUUCACCACCUUUUGACCAGACAUAGAUGGUCUGGACAAGCCACUACCUUUUUAAAAAUCAUUUGAGUUAGCCUUUCAAGCAGCUGCUUUAAAUUACAUUUUCUGUUUAGAAUUUUUGCAUAGAACUUGGCAGUUAUAGCAAGUUGUAUGUGUACAAUCCCUGAUUGUUAUAAAUAUUGGUUAUUAUUUAAUACUUAACUUAAUGAUCUUGCAGACAUGACUGUAGUUUGCAAAUAUAGCUUUACAGAAUAUUCGAUAGAAGAAUUAAUCUGAAUUCUCUCUCAAUUGUCAAAGGGGAAACUUUGAUCUGGAGUUGCCCUGUUAAGCUUGAAUUUGUUAGAUAAAACAUUCCAUUGUCUAAUAGCACUGCAGUUUUGAACAGAAAAUAUGUACAAUGUAAAUAUUUUAACCUUUUGUCUUUAGUUAUUUUGUAAAUCAGAUUUGACAGCUUAUUAAAUAACCCUAAAUCCUACAGGACAUGAAUUAUAUAUAAGUUGAUAUUUUAGAUGUGAUAUUUUUAAACUUAUCGGUUGGCCGCCACUGUUAUCCUACGGCACUGUAGAAAAAUUUAGAAGGGAAAGGUUAUAUUUUUAUGAAAAAAAUUCUUAUAUGGAUUUUUUAAAAAAGGAUUUGCUUCCUUAUAAUGUAAAAUGUCUUUUAUAACCAAGAAAAUAGACUUUGGAUUGAAGAACAUUAGAAUAUUUUCUUGUAUUUUUUUACCCAGGUACAAAUGUCUCAUGGCUGUUUGUCAUGUAGGUAGCUAAUUGGAGUUAAUUAAAUCAGGUUAUUACCCUUGAUACUGUAAAACAAAAAAAGAUGGUGAGAGAAUGUGAAAACUCCUAAAUUAGAAACUUGGUGUCUUGUCUUUUUAUAGAACCAGCAUCUAUGUGCAAUUGAAAAUACCUUUAAAAGUUCCAAUAUUAUGUCUGUUACGUUUAUGAAGCAUCUGCAAGCAUAGCUGCUUCUUGAAAUUAAUUAGUUUUGUGGCUUCUUUUCUGCUGGCAUCCUUGAAUGUGAAUAUUGAUAGUUUGUUUUCAGUCAUAGCUUAUUUUUAUAUGCAGUCAUACACUGGAGGUUACUUCGACAUAUAUGAAUAUAACUAAUAGUUGUCUUUCUAGGUUUCAUUUUUCUUUUUUCUGUGAAAGAUUCAAUGGGACAAAUCUAAAGAUUGAUACCCUUUUCAGUGUUCACAGCUGAACAUAUUAUUCAUUGGUAUAAGAAGUGUGUAAAAAAUUUAGUUCUGACUUUUAAUUGACUGGAAAAAAAUUCACAAAUGUUAAGAAUCUAUGUAUCCACCGUGGGGGAAGAGAGAAGAGAAAUUUAGAAGCACACAGAGGCUUUGCUGCUAUGUACACAAAUGGUCUUACAAUACAAGAAGUUUAUAAAGCGAUUGUGAAAUCAUUCAAAUGUGCCUGCAUCCAAUACAGCCUUUGGGUUAGAAAUAGAAAUGACAGAGAAUAGGCUAUGUGUCACUGAAAAGCCAGUGAGUAAUAAUUUGCCUAGAGUGCCAGGUGACAAGGGUUUUUUUUAAUAUGAUUUUAGGCACCGGCAUUAAGACAUUGUGGGCCAGUGCAGAUCUAGUAGUUCCCACUCCUUAACAUGCUUUAAAAUCAGAAAUGACCUGAGGCUUACACAUGCCUUUCCCUUCCACAUCUCACACAAACUCCACUGGCACACAUGUGUGCGCACACACCCUUAAUGAUAGUGGUUCAACCUUUCUACACCAGUUGUUAUCCAUGGUUAGUGCAAAUCAGGGCAAGUUUAAAACUUGGCAUUUGAAAUUGAUUACAAACAUACUCUGGUGAAAGAUUAAUCAUGAUUUUAAAGUUAAUGUUAGUGCAGAUAUGAAGAAUUAUGUUUAAGGGCAGUAUAAUUUGUGCACAGGAGGUUAAGGGAGAGAGUAUGCAAGGCUGCAACCUUUCCCCAAUACUUAACCGAUAGGGUGGAAAAAAUGCUGUAUUUCUACUCCUGUUCUUGGAGUUGCUGGUGUAGGUAUUGCUCAUCCUCUCUAAGAGGAUGAUUCUGAUUUAUGAGACUUAAAUUUAUAAUUACUUUGGUAGCCAUGAGAAAAAAUUCUGAAAACUUACUGUAUUGUAAAUUAGAUGUGACCAUUGUCAUUUAACUCGAUUGUAAUUUAUGAUGAAAUGCUGCAAUUGGUAUACCAUACCAUCAGUAUGUUAAGCAAUAAACCCCUUUUUGUUUAAUUAUAACCUUUUGAAUUCUUGAGAGAAUACAACUGAAUUGAAAUCAAUCCAUUCUUCUGCUGAAGCGUAUUAUGGAGAAGGAUGUUUUCUUACCUUGUCACAGAAAGAAAAUGUUCUUUUGUGUUUGGAUAAGGGAAGAAAAUGAAAAAUUUGUUCCGAAGACUAUAGUAUUCUAUUUUAUAUUAUAAAGAGGGAGGAAAAGAGUUAGAAAAAAUAAUUCCUUUACUCAUGGGUCCCUGUUAGCAAACCAUGAAUGUAAUUGUGUUUAAAUAUGAAGAGUUAACAGAAGGGUUUUAUGCCUUGACCUGUGGGUAGCCCUGGGUUGUAGCUUGUUAGAUACCAUAUACUCUAUUUUGAGAUGUUAACUGCACACUAAUGUAAAAAUGUAAAAUACUUCUCAGCUUCAAAUAAACCACUAUAAAUUUAUCUCUUAGCUUAUGUCUUUCCCUCGUACCAGCAACCCAGCAUGCAGGCCAUCAAGCCAUCAAAAGAUGGCUGCAGCAGGGACACUGUAGUGUUGGUACGAAGUUAAGAGUUGCACCAGGAUUACUCCAUGUAAUCCUGGUGCAUGUCAUCUGUGUUGUAGCUGUCGCAGCAACUGGUGAUAGACUGCCAAAACACACAGAUAGAAGCCAACUUUAGCCUCAAAAACUCCUACCAUUCAGCUGCACCAGUGUUAUACCAUGGGCCUGAUGUUCUGAAGUAAACUGUUAACAAAUACUGUUGUAGCUCAUUGCUCUCAAAACAAUGAAAAUACCAGACUGCACAGAGCAUGUUGUACUUACGAAGCAUUUUCUCACCAUCUCUUAGCUAGCUCAUAAAAGUACUUGUACCAGUAUGCUUAUCUAAGUAUCAAAAAGUCAUUUUAAUAGAGGGAACUGGAAAGCCCACAGAUGACAAUAGAAGAACAGACUCAUGUUGCUUUUGCAUUCACUCAAUCUAGGACUGUAAGAAGUGUAAGAAUAAUGAUAAUAAACUACUUGCUGAAUUCCAA